Messenger RNA from Vigna umbellata (rice bean), 985 nucleotides. The record is from RefSeq and is a predicted model, not a curated record. Lineage: Eukaryota; Viridiplantae; Streptophyta; Magnoliopsida; Fabales; Fabaceae.
UCAAUGUAUUAUUUACUGUAGCUAAGAGACUUUUUCAGUGUUCAGUUUUGUGUUGGUCCAUCUUAUUCUUCUUUCUACUUCAUGGCAACAGAGGCUAAUGAGAGUACACAGAUGAACACCCUUGUAGUUAGAAAAGGGUGUUUUGGUCUCCCCACCGGUUGCCCUCAAUGCUUAUCCGCCUAUAUUUUUCUCAAGUUCUCUCAAGUUCCCUUCAACUUGGAUUAUCACCCUAACUACCCUGAUUCUGAUCAGAUUCCCUACUUUGAGACGGGAGAUUGUGUGACAUACAAUAAUGAGAAGGAGGGGAUAAUUGAGAGCUUGAAAAGGGAUGUUGGUGAUUUAGAUAGUGGUAUUUCUUCUCUCCCUGAUUGGAUGGCAACCAAAGUGUUGCUCACCACAUGGCUUGCUGAUGCACUGGAGUAUGAACUGUGGGUGGGAUGUAGUGGUUCCUCUGCUAAUAAGAUCUAUUAUUCUGAUCUUCCCUGGCCUAUAGGGCGGAUCCUCUAUUGGAAGAAAGCUCUUUGGGUGAUGCAGAAACAUGGGAUAAGUAAAGAAAAUGCUGAAAAGAAGGAAGAAGAGAUUUAUGGGAGAGCAAACUCUGCAUAUGAUGCUCUGUCAACUUUGUUAGGGGAGCAAAACUACCUUUUCGAAAAUAGGCCAUCAAGCUUGGAUGCUAUUUUUCUUGCUCAUGCAUUAGUUAUUCUUCAAGCUUUACCCGAAUCAUCAAUUUUGCGGGUCAACUUUUUGGAACAUACCAUUUUGGUGAAAUAUGUGCAGCAAUGCAAUACAAAAAUUAUAGAAACUAGUGCUUUGCCUUCCAAUUAUCCAGAUUUUCAUGCAGAACCAUCAUCAUCAGCUUCUAAAGGUCGUUCAACUUCAGGUAAGAUAUUUUUAGGAUUUAUUUCAUGGAUUUCCUUGAAAAGUGUAACUACUGCAUAUUUCUUUUCCUUUCGUGUUAAAUGACGAGCACACUCAUCUCUCUCUC